AUGGUGCUGGCCAACCAGAGCGCUGUGAGAGAAUUUGUGCUGCUGGGGUUCCCUCACCUGCAUCAUCUGGGCUUCCUGCUCUUCCUGGUGCACCUGAUGAUUUACCUCCUGACGCUUUCUGGGAAUGUGGUUAUCAUCGCCAUCACCUGGGCUGACCACCGCCUCCACACCCCCAUGUACUUCUUCCUCAGGAACUUUUCCUUCCUUGAGAUCUGUUUCACCAGCGUCAUCGUCCCCAAGAUGCUGGCCAAUUUCCUCUCAGAGGACAAGACCAUCUCCUUCGCUGGCUGCAUCGCACAGGCCUUCUUCUACCUUUCCCUGGGAGUCUCUGAGUUCCUUCUCUUGGCAGCUAUGUCUGUGGACCGCUACGUGGCCAUUUGUUACCCGCUGCACUACAUGGCCAUCAUGAGCGGCAGGGUCUGCACCUUCAUGGUGCUUACUUCUUGGUUUGGUGGCUUCUUCUUCAUCAUUGGCCAUAUCAUGAUGAUCUCCCAGCUCUCCUUCUGUGGCCCCAACGUCCUCAACCAUUUCUUCUGUGACCUGGGGCCCCUCGUCAGCCUCUCCUGCUCCAACACACACCUGGUGGAAUCAAUGGACUUCCUGGUAGCAGCUGUUGUUUUGCUGGGUUCUUUGGCCAUCACCGCGGUCUCCUAUUCCUACAUUGUUGCUACCGUCAUCCGCAUCCCCUCAGCCAAAGAGCGACGUAAGGCCUUCUCCACCUGCUCCUCACACAUCAUUGUCCUGAGCAUCGUCUAUGGCAGCUGCAUCUUCAUGUAUGUCCGUCCAAAGCAGCGUGAUGGACUGGACAUCACCAAAGGGGUGGCCAUCCUCAACACGGUAAUCACUCCCAUGCUCAACCCCUUCAUCUACUCGCUGAGGAACAAGCAGGUCAUACAGGUGUGGCAACAUCUCACUUUUAGAUGCCUAGCUAACUAG
This is a messenger RNA of Mauremys reevesii (Reeves's turtle), 936 nucleotides long. RefSeq names its product olfactory receptor 6C4-like. The transcript is spliced from 2 exons. The coding region runs from base 1 to 936 and encodes 311 amino acids. NCBI's taxonomy places the organism in Eukaryota, Metazoa, Chordata, Testudines, Geoemydidae. Gene Ontology annotation, biological process: G protein-coupled receptor signaling pathway. Gene Ontology annotation, molecular function: G protein-coupled receptor activity; olfactory receptor activity. The record is from RefSeq and is a predicted model, not a curated record. Gene Ontology annotation, cellular component: membrane.